Messenger RNA from Radiomyces spectabilis, 903 nucleotides. RefSeq names its product WD40-repeat-containing domain protein. Gene Ontology annotation, molecular function: ubiquitin binding. The annotation marks the transcript as partial. The record is from RefSeq and is a predicted model, not a curated record. The transcript has 3 exons. Gene Ontology annotation, biological process: proteasome-mediated ubiquitin-dependent protein catabolic process; ubiquitin recycling. Gene Ontology annotation, cellular component: cytoplasm; nucleus. NCBI's taxonomy places the organism in Eukaryota, Fungi, Mucoromycota, Mucoromycetes, Mucorales, Radiomycetaceae.
UGGCUUCGAGGCGAGGUGGCCACGCGGUAUUUCAAAGGACAUCAAGACAACAUCUAUUGUCUUGCGUGGGUGGGGCCUAACAAGGUGGCAAGUGGGAGUCGGGACAGGGCGAUCUGCAUUUGGGACCUGCAAACAGGCCAGUGUACUCGUUUCGACAGUGGCCACACUGGUAGUGUGCUCUGUAUGCGAGCUUCGCGUGACUACAGUAUCUUGUUGACGGGAUCGUCCGAUGCUACUUGCAAAAUUUGGAGUCUACCCGAUUGCCGUCUCCUGCUGACAUUUCGAGGCCAUGGUCACGGCGUAUUGGAUGUAUGCGUCAUCCAGGAUUACAUCGUUACGUCUUCGCGUGACCACACCAUCCGUGUGUGGGACAAGACAGGCCGGGAAUUACGCCAACUCACAGGCCAUACUGGGUCUGUCAAUGCACUGGAACCCCUGGAUGAUCGUCGCGUGAUCUCCGCUUCCGGUGAUUCGACGCUCAAAGUGUGGGACAUUACAACGGGUCAGUGUUUGCGAACCAUGAAGGGCCACACCUACGGUCUUGCUUGUGUUCGUUAUGAUGGGGAAAGGAUUUACAGUGGAGGCCAAGACAGCCAAAUUCGUGUGUGGGAUCCCGAAACCGGUGAAUGUCUAAUGACGAUGAGCGGUCACAUGAAUUUGAUACGCACUAUGGACUGUUUCGACGGAAAACUUGUGAGCGGCAGUUAUGACCGUACGUUGCGUGUAUGGGAUACCAAAACUGGAGCAUGUCUACUUAGUUUCCAAAGUGGCCAUUCAAGCUGGAUCUUCAAUGUGCUACUGAGUCGUACAAAGAUUGUCAGUGCAGGACAGGAUCGACGAAUCAUGAUGCUUGACUUUGCUCAAGGAAUUCAAACGGCCAAACUUUUCAAAGAAAUUCUAUAA